GUUGUGUCAGGACGGGCUGGUGAAGCGGUCGUCUGCAAACAAAUGACACUCGGGUCAUUGACGAUCACAAAACUAUGAUGGUGUCGAGCGACUCGGCUGGUGCAGGCAUGGAUACCGUUUCUCAUUCCAAAUACCCGGCGCUGGUUGUCCUCUGCGCCGUCGCUGCUCUGUCGGGGACCCGCAGUUCAGUGGCUUCUGCCGGGAGAAGCUGCUCUGACACCCGGCAGGUGUACUCGGAAAAGGGCUACAGCACAAGCACCGCUCCCACAACCCAAAUCUCCGGGGAGCAUCUACGCCUCUGUCCUCAGGACUACACCUGCUGCUCCAGUCAGAUGGAGGAAGUCCUGUCACUCCAGAGCGGACGAGACUUCAUCAAAGCCGUGGAAGACAACAGCCAGUUCCUGCUGACCACAUUCACACAGAGGCAUCGCAGAUUCGAUGAGUUCUUCAGAGAACUGAUAGACCUGUCGGAGAAGACCAUGAACCAGAUGUUCACCAAAACCUACGGACGGCUCUUCACACAGAAUGCACAUGUUUUCCAGGAGCUGUUCGUGGAGCUUCGCAGAUAUUACUCUGGGGGCAGUGUGAGUCUCUCUGAGGUCCUGUCUGACUUCUGGUCCCGGCUGGUGGAGAAGGUCUUCUCUCUGGUCAACCCCCAGUACCAGUUCAGCGAAGACUAUUUGGAAUGUGUGAGCAAGCAUGCCGAGCAGCUGCAGCCUUUUGGAGAUGUGCCCCGAAAACUACGUGUGCAGGUGUCCAGAGCUUUCAUCGCAGCCAGAGCGCUUUCCCAGGGAUUGGCGACGGGCCGGGACAUAGUCAACAAAGCAACAAAGCUGACGGCAGAUUCGGAGUGUGUGCGUGGCCUGAUGCGUCAGUGGUAUUGCCCUCUGUGCCGGGGUCUGCCCUCCCUGCGCCCGUGCCACUCCUUGUGUCUCAACGUGAUGAAGGGCUGUUUAGCCAACCAGGCUGACCUGGAUACAGAAUGGAACAAUUUCAUUGACGCUCUCUACCAGGUAUCAGAAAAGUUGGAGGGGCCAUUCAACAUGGAGCUGGCUGCCGACUCCAUCUCAGUCAAAGUAUCUGAAGCCAUCAUGUAUAUGCAGGAAAACAGUGUCAGCAUCUCCACAAAGAUAUUCCAGGGCUGUGGAAACCCCAGACCUUCUCAGGGACGGUACCAACGCUCCCUCAAAGAAUCACCCAGCAGCAAGAGACCGUUUCGCAACUUCAGCCCAGAAGAAAAGCCCACCACGGCUGCAGGGACCAACCUGGACCGACUGGUGACUGAACUGAAAGAGCGACUGCGGCCCAUGAGGAGCUUCUGGGUGUCCCUCCCACACACCAUCUGCAACGAUGAAAAGAUGGCCGCCGACGUCACUAAUGAGGACCGCUGCUGGAACGGGCAGACCCGGGGGAGGUACCUGCCUGACGUGAUGGGCGACGGCCUGGUGAACCAGAUCAAUAACCCAGAGGUGGAGGUGGACGUGGCCAAGCCAGAUGUGAGAACCAGACAGCUGAUCAUGGAGUUGAGGGUGGUGACCAACAAGCUGAGACACGCGCAGAGUGGCCAGGACAUGGACUUCAUGGACAGUGAGGACAGCAGUGGUUCCGGAGGUGGGUACACGGGCGACCGGUACAAUGACGACUGGCCGGGCUACGGCCCGCACUCGCCAUCCUUCAACAAACCAGCACGCAACCCUUCGGCCAGCCCCGCCAAGCCUCCCCGGGCCCGAGACAAGUCCGGGUCUAAGUGGAACAAAAGCAACGGUCGCGCCACUUCUGGAACAAAAAGGCUGACCGUCUCCUUGCUCCCUCUAUUGUCCAUGUCACUUACACUCGCCUGGUGGAGAUAGCUGACUAUUGCUUUGUGGUAAGAGAGGAGCGUUUCUUUUUGAGCACAACAGAAGGACACACCAGCAGAACAAAAUGAUUAAGCGAUAAUCAAAAACACAGCACAAAACAUUCUUACUGCCUAAGCCACUAAACUUGCACAAAAUUGACCAUUAUAUUUGAACCUUACCUGUUUUUAGAAACCUGUUUUUGAGUUGUAGACAAAACCAAGAUGGCGUUGGUGAUGGACCUGAACUUUUUUUUUUCAAAUUGUCCGUCUCUGAGUUAAAUCUUUGUCUUCUUGCUAUGACUCGAGAGUUUUAGCAAAUGGUAAGUUUAACUCAAGUUAAAGCACAUUGUUUUAUACUUAGCUUUUUCUCAUGGCAAGGUGUGAAUUUUAUUAUUUAUGGCUUUGUAUUUAAAUGUUGAAACGUGUCACAGGGACAACUUACAGACCAAACGGUUGAAUUUGAAUGUAUUUACCAGCUUAACUUUUUUUUGUGUUCUGAAACGCCCCCUGUUGGAAAAAUGUAUUUAUUAUUAACUUAUAUUUUCAUUUACAGAGGCAUUUUGCAUUUACUUGAGAAAAGAUUUUGCUAAAUAAUGAGAAUGAAAACUUGAAUCAGAUAGUUUUUUGAAACUAUAUCUGGCAAAAAAACAGGUUCUAAAUUAUUUGUACAAAGCUGGAAACCUGCUUUCUAUUUAUUAGCUAUCUAAUCACAAAUGAAAACACUCUCAGUGAACCUAAUCUUAUUUGGUUAAUCAUGUUUGCUAAUUUCUGUGAGUUUUGAAAAAUAAAUGAAUGGACAAAUAAAUAAUAAUGAUCAAGAAGCCAGCAGUUUGACCUCAAGUACAUAUUAACUCAAAAUAAUCUUUUCGAUUGGGAUUCUCUUAUUUAAAAAUAUAAAUAUAUCAUGGCUAUAACUACAAGGUCUUGUGUGGACAAUUUGAAUUAAUUCCAAGAAACAUUUUAGAAUUGUAUUAUUAUUUUUAUUUAUUAAAAAUAAAAUAAUAUCCAAAAAUAUUUGUUGGUCAUCAAUUAUACAAAAAAAAGGAAACAUACAUAGAAAGAUGUUUUGAAGGACAAUACUACCGUUUUUUGCCUCUCAAUAAGAAAAAAAAAAUCAUGAUGAAACAUUUUUUUAUAUCUUCAAAAACCAUCAUACCAUACCAUACCACUCUCAGCUCUAUCUUUGAAUGUGAAUCGCUGCAGUAUUUUAUCGGAGGGGUAUUUGUUCCAUGAAGAUUCAUCAACCAUCAACAGAAACAAGUCAAAUGAGAUUAGAAUAUGAAAAAAAAACCAAUAGUAAGACAAAACAAAACAUUCACUUCCUCAAGUCUUUGCAAUAAACCUCUUUUGAUAAUCAGUUAUUCUAAACAACCAGGUUUCCCAGCUGCUUCUGUGUUUAAGUCUGACACCAGUUUUUUUUUUAUUUUUUUUAAUCAGUUUUGUUAUAAAUGUUGUUUAAAAAAAACAAAACAAAACAAAACAAAAAGUAACCAGACCGGAACACCAACUCGUUUUUCAGUGUGUGAAGAGAGAGAUGAAGAAGAAGGGGUUUGUUUCUAUAUAUUUACUGAGUGACUGACUUGAUUUGAUUUCAAUAUGGGGCAAAAUAUGUCCAUUUUUUGCAAAUGAUAUUCCGUUGGCUUCAUUCAACGGAGACCUUCACUUGACCAACUGUGACCGACACAAUGUUUUACAAUGGGAAUCAAAACGCUGAAGCAGAUGCUGGCUGAGUUAGGCUCAUUUAUACACUACUGUAUUUGAGUAGAUGGUCUAUGUGUUUGUUUUUAAUAUCAGCUUUCCUCAUGUCAUUGUGUGGUUUGAACGACUGACACUAAAACAAACCUGAAACAAAUGUCUGAUUGACUUUUCUGUUAAAUGAAGACUGAUCGUUUUCACCAAGAUUACAAGGGGACAGGGGGUCUGGGGAGGAGGUGGGUUGUGAGCUCCAUAAUGCGCUGGCUUAUGCAGCUCCAUUGAUCCUGUCCCUCAUAUUUGCUUUGCAAUACUUCCCUUCACAAUAAAUGUGGUUGCUUCAGGACUCCAACCAUCAUGGUUUAUAUUAACUUAAUGUCAGUUUAAUAGAUAUCUCUACAUACUAUACACUGUCUUUACAUUUAACCAGUUGUAAAUAUUUCAAUGAAUACAUGUGGAAGUAUCCUGAACUAAUGCUGCAGACACUGUUAUUGUGAAAAGGGUGAAUCUAAUCUUUCAUUGAUUUGAGGAGUAAUGUUUUGCUCCAUCUCUAGCUCAAAACAUUUCCUAAAGAAAUGACGUCAAACAUUUUCUAUUAAAUGCCUGAUCAACCAAGGUAAAGGUACCUUUUAUCUGUAUUCUGAUGCAUGAUUUUUUUUCUUAAUUGUUUAAGUAGAAAUGAAAUGUCUUCCCUAUGAAAAUCAAUUCCAAAAGUCAUUUUUAAAUAUUGUACAGUUUUUUUUUAAUGCAAAAAUCUGAAUGUCGCACUCCUUGAAAUGUAAAACCAGCUGUUUACUGCUUUUUCUAACAACGGUUGCACUACUCCCAUAAAUGCCCACUAGUCUCCACUUCUCUCUUACAGUCCAUCGUGGUGGUGACCGUGAAGACACACUCUUCAUGUUGUAAAAAACUUUGCUGAACAAGUGAUACUUUCUGCUUCAUUAAAGCGGUGUACAAGAUCGGGUUCAUAUUGUUCAAGAAAAGUUACGGAAAAACAUUAAAAUGACAUAGAAUUUCAUGAGUUUAGAAGAGCGAGCUGCGUAAGUGUCACUGGAUCUUCCUUGUGAGAAUGUUUCUUGUGGAGGUUUUUGGCCCAGUCAGUCUAGAGAAACAAAAGAAAACAGAAGAUUUGAGCACAGAUGAAAAUAACAAUGACUAAGAUUGACUCUUGUUGUCAAUCAG
Synchiropus splendidus (mandarinfish) is the source of this 4711-nucleotide messenger RNA. RefSeq names its product glypican 2 (gene gpc2). Gene Ontology annotation, biological process: smoothened signaling pathway; regulation of protein localization to membrane; regulation of signal transduction. Lineage: Eukaryota; Metazoa; Chordata; Actinopteri; Syngnathiformes; Callionymidae. The transcript is spliced from 12 exons. Bases 75 to 1850 code for a protein of 591 amino acids. The record is from RefSeq and is a predicted model, not a curated record. Gene Ontology annotation, cellular component: extracellular region; cell surface; plasma membrane.